Molecule: messenger RNA, 2040 nt
Organism: Setaria italica (foxtail millet)
Lineage: Eukaryota; Viridiplantae; Streptophyta; Magnoliopsida; Poales; Poaceae
Product: serine/threonine-protein kinase CDG1
Exons: 2
Coding region: 308-1867 (519 amino acids)
Biological process (GO): cell surface receptor signaling pathway; protein phosphorylation
Molecular function (GO): ATP binding; protein serine/threonine kinase activity
Source: RefSeq, a predicted model, not a curated record
UGGAGCAGCUCGCCUAGUCCGACCUCAUAACUGCCUCUAUCUUCCCCUCCUCUUUCACUGCCAGGUGAACCCCACCUGUCGGGGGUCUCCCAACCGGGAGACGACUGUCCCCUAGUCGCCUCCGCCGCUCCGCGUCUGCGGUGACCAGUUGACCACAUCCAACCAUUCCACACCACUUCCAGGAAACUUCGUUUCUCCGGAUCAGCCUCCGCAUUUUUCCCUCGCCCUUCUGUUCUUCCGCGCCAGUUUGGUAGCAACUAGCAACCAAACCAUCCUGACAAGUUGCGAGACUGCCACUGCGAGAGAGAUGUGGACGGUGCUGGGGCAGGCGGCGACGGUGGCGCAGCUGGUCGGGGCGGACGUCGGCGGCCUCAUCUCCAUGAUAAUCCAGGCAGCAGUGACGGCUCAGCAGAACAAGAAAGAGUGCGAGCAGCUCGCCCGCCGCGUCUUCACGGUCGGCGAGCUGCUGCAGCACCUGCAGGACCCGGAGGUGCUGCGGCGGCCCGAGAUCCGGCGGCCGCUGGCCGGGCUCGACGACGCGCUCCGGGAGGCGCACAAGCUCGUGAUGGCAUGCCAGGACAAGAGCGCUGUGUACCGGUUGGUGCUGAGCGGAAGGCAGGCUGAGAGGUUCAGGGAUGUUCAGAGCAGGAUCGACUCCUACCUCCUCCUCUUCCCCGUUAUCAGCCACAUAGACAUCACUCGUCGUCUCGAUCGAAUAUACAACAUCCUGGUUCCAAACGACGCGGCCGGGCCAUCAUCUACGCCUGCUUUCUCCAUGCACCAGAUCGCCGUCCAAGACUCCCAGAAUGCUCCAAAGAUCGAUUGGAAGGAAGCCCAUCAGGUCGAAGUAUUUACUUUUAAGGAGCUCGUAAAGGCCACCAACAACUUUGCUCCUGACAAAAAGAUCGGUGAAGGCGGGUUCGGCUCGGUGUACAUGGGAUGGCUUCCUGACGGUCGAGAGGUAGCCAUCAAGCGGAGAGAGCACGGCUCAGAUCAAGGGAUAGAAGAGUUCCAGGCAGAGGUGACCAUCCUCCACUCAGUUAGCCACAAGCACAUCGUCCGUCUCUUUGGAUCCUGUGUCCCGCAGAAGUUCCCUGUGAAUAUCUGGAAAAAGCAGGACGAGAAGCAGGGAGAUCUGUCGGUCGUCUAUGAGUUUCUUGAGAACCGCUCGCUCGACAUCCACCUGCACGGCCAGCCGUCGCCGUCGCCGGUGACGGCGUCCUGGAAGAUGCGUAUCGAGAUACUGCUUGGGGUGUCCCGGGCCAUCGAGUACCUGCAAUCUUACGCAGAGCGGCCGGUGAUCCACCGCGACGUCAAGCCGUCCAAUAUCCUUCUCGAUGCGAGCUGGGCGCCGCGCUUGACGGACUUCGGUUUGGCACUCACAUGGGAAGGCCCGGACCAUAUGGAGUGUGUCCGCGGCACCUAUGGAUACGCGGCCCCGGAGUACAUUUGUACAGGCGCUCUUAACCUGACGAGCGACGUCUACAGUUUCGGUGUUGUGAUGCUGCAGCUGUUGACGGGGAAGAGAUCAGCAUGUUUCAAUGAAUUAGUAAAAUGGGAGGAGGGGGCAAAGAAGGACCACUUUGCUCGCUACACCUUGGUGGAGUUGGAGAGGGAAAAGCAGGACAACUUUGCUAGCUACGGCUUGGUGGACUUGACCGUGCCACUGAUUGAGGCGGGUGAGCUGUGGAAGGUGCUGGACAGGCGCCCGGCAGUGAAGCCAACGCCGAGACAGCUGGAGGCGGCGGAACUGGUGGCGCAGGCGGCAGUGCGCUGCGUGCGGCUGCAGUGGGAGGCCCGGCCGUCCAUUUCGGAAGUCGUGGCCACCCUCGAGACGGCGCUUGAGCUGGCCCGUUGCGAUGGCUAGUCUGGUUCGGGAGUCGGUGAAUGUAUCUCUCAUGUAGAAUGAUCCAUCAUGAUUAACGCUGUUGCUUUGUUCCCUCCUGCGCGCUUACACAAUUAGACAUAUCAAUAUAUCAUGGUGAGAUGGUGAUGAAAAUUGAAACUUUAAUGGUAGCUUGACAUUUGUAUUCUUUGAAA